Trematosphaeria pertusa is the source of this 2505-nucleotide messenger RNA. RefSeq lists its product as uncharacterized. The coding region runs from base 1 to 2505 and encodes 834 amino acids. The transcript is spliced from 5 exons. The record is from RefSeq and is a predicted model, not a curated record. Lineage: Eukaryota; Fungi; Ascomycota; Dothideomycetes; Pleosporales; Trematosphaeriaceae.
AUGCACCUUCUAUACGCAUUCGUCUCCCUUGCCAGUAGCGCGCCCCUUGAGUAUACCUCCGCCCGGCGGGCCGCUCACGCGACUCGGCUACCGCAUCCUAUCUGUGGAAUCGAUGGCAAUGCAGACUUCUACGGGUUAGGCAUUCGAGUUGGUAUCUACCUACAAUGGAUCUCUUCCCUCCUAGCGAACCGAUACGUACCGGAAGCGAUACGAAACCUUCUCAUCACGAACACUAUCUUUCUUCUCGCCGUAGCCAUCGCUGCUGCUCAGGCCACAGCCACGCGAGACUUACGCAAGGCUGAAUCACUUGCGCUUCAACACCUCUGUUUUGGGUUCCUCUUUACAGUCCUUACCGUAUGGGGCUUCCGAAUCCGCGCAAGGGUCAAGUCGUUAGGCGCAGCCUUCUCCCUAGCAGAGAAAUCGUUUCGUCUGGGCCUCUCGGCUGCGAUUUGCGGGUACGGAGUGUGGUUCUGGUUCGUGGGGAACAACAGCCUGUCCGUCGAAUCCUGCUCGACCGUCACCUUCGUGUUAGGCAAAUACCAGGUUCAAUCCGUUGUUCUGCUCCUGGUGUACGGGUGGUUUGUGGUUCGGCACUGCUUCACCUGGGCCUUGUACGCCGUGAAAUCGCUCCUCAACGCUUUAGUCCCAGCCAUUAUCCUUGCCCUCAUUGACAUGAUUUGGGGCAAUAACAGCAGUCCCCUGUCCACUAUGCUCUUUCGCCGCUGGAGUCAGACGGCACCGCUGCGGUUUUGGCUCACUAUAAACGGUAGGAGCGUCUCGCCUGAGUUCUCGGUGCCUACGAAUAUGCUUGACUUUCCGGUACUCAAUAGCGUCAUUCUAUUCUGCUGGGGUACAGCACAGUUCUGGUCGCUUCUUAUUUUCAAAAAGCCCGUUCCGCCCAAAGAGCCCCCCCUCCUGCGGUUUGAUGUCAAAUGGAUUGAGACCCGGGUCCUACGACUGAAGUCUUUCCAAACGCGUAUUGUCUGGGCCAACGUAUUUGUAACUCUGAAUCUGGCCUGCCUGCUAUGGGGCAUAGCAGCAACGGAGUGUACACUCUACUGGAAUCGAGUAUCCAACGUCUAUUCAGUCACAAGCACUGGGCAGCUCAUUCCUCUAAUCAUUGGCAUCGCCAACUUCAUCCAGAUUACUUACACUAUAAUACUGCAAAAGUCGCAGCCUAUCUUAACCGAUAUGUUGUUGAACGCUUUCGUCAAAUCCCGGGAAGAGCGGAAGGCUGUCGAUGGCGACAAGCUGGAGCAGAACGAUACCGCAGCCACCGCAGCCACCGCUGAAUCGGACAGAUACCCUUUAAAGGGAGGGUUCGAGGCGGUGUUCUGGAAGCAGACUCCGAGUCGGCGCCGGUCCAUCGAUAACCUUAUGCCUACGCCAUACUUACAAACAAUGCGUCUCGGUGUAUCGCCUCCAGACGUGGCAGCCAUGGGUUUCCUAAGGACUAAGGAUACUGCUACCAAGAGAAGGCACUCUCACUCAGGUUCACCCCUUGAACAGUUCGAAAUGUACGACGAUAGUCUACUUGAAAUUAGUCCACCCGAUGACGGUCCACCUGAAACCGCAUCUACGGACCCCGACACAUCCCGGCCCGUCCAGCCUACUGUACUAAGGCAAAGAAGUCGACUCCCCGGAGCCCUGCUUGGGGCAUGUGUCAAAGUCGCCCAAAUGAUCCUCCUUUCCUUCGUCAAGAAAUCCGACGCAUUAGCGAUGGUGAAGAACAUCAUGAAGUUUCCCGAGGACUUUGGGGGCUCAGACAGUGUUUCGGAAACUAAUAUUGAUCAACAUCGACCCGGAAGCAGGGGCGCCAGAAGCUCUAUGAGCACAACCGAAAAUAUAUUCUUGGGUCUGCAUCAAAAUACGUCCCUCAAUCAACACCCGCAUCGGCGUCAAACUGCUUCGCAGAGGACAUCCCAGAACGCGUCUCAAACCUCAUCUGCCCAUCCGUCAUUAAGUCGCCCUCCGCAUCAGCGUCAGACCAGUUCACGGACCACACCUCGAGAUGCGUCGCCAAUCUUAGCUCCCCACCCAUCCCUAGCUACCUCCAUCUCGAGUCCUCCCACCAGCCCUUCUGUCAAGCCCCUUCCUUCACAAAAUUGGGGUCCGCACCUCGCCUACACACCACCCCAUCUCCCAGAACCCUCGACUUAUCCCCGCGGACCCCUCCGCACCCUCCUCCGCCUCCUCGGCACAGCAGCGGGCGCUUCCAUGCCCGAGAGCCCCCAGCUCAGCGCCACAGCGGCCAACUUCUCCGACAUGCUCGCGGAGCUUGGCGACAUAUGGCGCGAGCGGCGCGAAGGGAAGAUUACGCGGGAGGAGCAGGAUGAGCUUUUUGGGGACUGGAUGGAGGAGUUUAGGAGGGAUUACUUGGAGCAGUUUUGGCAUGUAUUUAGUGGGAAUGCGGAGGAUUUGGCGGUUCUUGAGCGAGUGGUGGCUACUGUGCUCGAGAAGGAGUGGGGCGUGAGGGAGGCCAAGGGGAAAUGGAGGGACGCAUAG